Rotaria sordida is the source of this 633-nucleotide messenger RNA. NCBI's taxonomy places the organism in Eukaryota, Metazoa, Rotifera, Eurotatoria, Philodinida, Philodinidae. The record is from the annotation of a GenBank genome assembly.
AUGACAUCUUGUGUAGAUAUGUUAUCGAUUGUUCAACUGUCUACAGAUAUUGAACUACUACAAUCAUUGCCUAAAAAUAAUGUAACUAUCGAUGAUAAUGAUAAGUCAAUCGAUCAAUUUUCUGAUCGAUACAAACAGUCUCGCUUGAUUCAUGUACAUCAUGGCGAUCUUAUAGUACUCUGGUUUGGUGAGAAGAACUCAUCAUUGAGAACAGCUCUUAUGGAAUAUUUAAUUACUGAAGAUAUAACUUUAAUUCUCUUCUCGACAGAAGAACAAUUGUGGUGUUGGUUGAAUACCUAUUCUUCAUUAAAAGUUGCAUCUCUGGUGAUUCAAACAAACAUUAAUAUUCAAGAUAUUGUAUGUCGUAGCAGUACAUUUGCUAAUAUUCAUUCAAUUCUUAUUCGUUGUUCAACUAAUGAAUUAAUUACUUUGCAACGAUUUUCAAGAUCGUAUGUCAAGAUCGAUGGUAUCUUCGCCGAUGAUACACGUCUUCUAAUUAAGUUAGUCAUUGAUCUUGCUCUUUUCUCAGAAGAAAUAGGUGAUCAACAAAGAGAAGAUGAAGACAAUGAAUUAAAUGCUCAAAGAAAUUAUGGUCGUGCUCGUAAUCUAUGUACUUUAGCAAAAAGACUGUAG